CCGGGCCGGUCCGGUCCGGGCCGGUCCAGCCUCAUAGGCUUCAUGUGAUCCUGCAGGGAGGUGUUUGGCUAAAAGACUUUCUCAACAUCCAGGCUGCAGCAUUUCAGAGCUAAGCCGUCUCUCUCACGGAGCUACCGGAUUGCUUUUUCAGUGCACCUUUGGGAUAUUUCCAUCUGGCUCGUUCCCGAGAGUGACGCGCUGCGGUUCCGAUCAUGGGAGACGCUCAGUCUGCGCCUCGGGAGGGCAAGGAGGAUGCAGCGGCUGAGGGGGAGAGCGAAAAAGUGGAUGAUGCUCAGACUGAGCAGAAUACUGAAGACAAGCCUCUCAAAAACAAUGGGCAGGUCUCUGAGAUCAAUGGAAAAGCAGACGGCUCUAUAGCAGAAGUUAAUGGUCACUGUGAGGAUGAGAUCGAUGCAGAGGCUAUCCUUUCAACAGACGAAGAUGUUUCCGAAACAGAAAAGCCACUUAAAGAAGAAGAAACACCAUUAAACUUUGAAAUAAAUGAAAAGGAGUCACUCAAUGAAGCUGAUGCUAACGAAGAUGUACCCCUGGACAUUAUUGAAAUGGAUGCAAAGCAAAAUGAUAUCAAUAAAAGUUUUAGGAGAUUUUUCAGAAACAUUGGUUUGAACAUGACAGUAAAGAGGGGCUCAGGUGAAAUAGAAACAGAUGUGCCUGAUGAGACCAACAAAGAAGGACCAAACAAAGCAGAAGAUGUUGAGGAUACCACAAAAGAAAGAACAAGUGAUAAUGCUGAACAGAAGACUGAUGUGAACAUUGGACAGGAGACUUAUGAUAAUGAUUCAACAACAUGUCCUACCCUGACAGACGUUACAUCGGACAUUCUAGAAAAUGCAGGGAGAAAACAGAAGAAACCAAAGACGAAGUUGAAUCUGAUAAUGUAGCUGCAGCAAUGACUUCACUUGUAGGAGAACAUGCACAACAGGAUACCACACCUAAAGAAGAGUCAAAUUCCACAACUCCAUAUAGCCGGGAAGAAGAAGUGGUUGUAUCUCCAAUUAAAAGAUUUUUUACAACUGGAAUAUUUUCUGGCCUACGGAAGAAAAAGAAGCCUGCAGAAGAUGAGACAACUGACAAAGAACCGGAAGACAAGGGAGGAAAGGAGGUCGAAGAGACCAGAGAACAAACUGUACAAGAUAAACAACAGGAUUUAGAGGAGAUAAGUCUAGGUGUUGAGGCAGCAGCAAUUGAGGCAGAACACAAAGAAAAUAUACUUAAAGGGGAGAUCCUGUCCAUAGAUCCAUCAACCAUCAUUGUUACUGAGCCUGAAAUUCUGAGUUCUCAAGAAAAGGCCAAGGUUCAAGCAAGUCCUCUUAAAAGGCUGCUGUCAGGGUCUAGUUUAAAGAAACUAUCCAAAAACCAAAGAGGCAGGAAAUCAAGUGAUGCAAAGCUGUCUGACUCUGGAGGACAUGUUUUAGAUCAGCUCCUAUCAUCUACUGGGUCAGCUGAGAAUCACAAAGAAGAAGGUUGUGCACAACACUCUGCAGAGGCAGUAGAAGAGGAGGAUGGUGCAUGGGCUUCCUUCAAAAAACUUAUGACUCCAAAAAAGCGUAUAAAGAGAUCCUCUUUAAGUAAUGAAGAUACACAAAUCCCAGGUUCAGUAGAAGAAACAAAACCAAGUGAAGGAGGGCAAAUAUCAGACCUCAGCACAGAAGAAGGCAAAAAACGAAAAGACUCGUCUGUUUCAUGGGAAUCUGUUUUGUGUAGAUCCGGCAGGAGAAGAAGCCGAAAAACUUCAGACUCUGAGGACGAACCACUUCAAAUUGAUAAACAAGAUGGUGGAUCUAAACAUGGUACAGAAUUGGGCCUAGGAAGUUCUAAUGAGGUCAAUGAAAUGUUAGCCUAUUCCCCCAAAGAAGCAGAAAGUCCUUCAGAGGGUGAUGGAGGGUCAACAUGGAAAUCAUUGAAAAGACUUGUCACCCCAAAAAAGAAAGCCAUGAAUGAGGAUGAAAGCAAAAAUCAUGUACAAUCUGAUAGUGAAGUUACUCAAGAUGAGUACUCGUUUUCAAUAAAGAAACUCCUACCAAAACGAAAAAAGAGGAAGUCUGCCGAAAAGCAAGACCAAGUAUCUUCAGAUGAAGCUGAUAAGGACGUAGCUUCAGGUGAUGAAGACUCUGAGACACCAGCUGUGAUUCCAUUGUCUGAGUUUGAUACAGUAGAGACUGAGGUUCACAUACAAACACAUGCAGACAUAGAAAGUCAUAUCCCCAAGGAAGGAGACCAUGAACUCCAGCAAGACCUUCUAUAUCAGAUGGCUGAACCAAUCCUACCAUGUGACAACCUGCAAACUGAAGUAAAGAAAGUCCAAGACAAUGCUGUUACUUUAGAAAAUCAGGCAUCUAAAACCCCGGCUACAAAUGAAGAACCUGUUGAUUUUACAGAAUCAAUCAGUAAACAACAACUCAGUGACAUCCCAGAGGAGGCCACUCCAGCUUCAGCCACUGAGGAGGCAGCUAGAGAUGACACUAUAGCAGAGGACCUGAUAGAGAUCACAUCUGAGGCCAUUACUGCACCAGAGCCAUUAGACAUUACCCUGGCAGAUGAAACGGAGAUGAUCUCUGCAGUUUCCCAGUUAACUUCAGAGUCCUCAAAAACAUCUGGCAAUACAACACCAGUACCAGCAGAAUAUGACUUUAAGGAAACAGAUGUGCUCCUGUAUCAGGUUGUUAAAACAAUUUCCAUAAGCCCAAACACAGUUGCAGUUUGCUCAAAUGAGCUAAAAUCCGAAAGAAUAGCGGUUUCUGUUUCAAAUCAAAUACUUGAAACAUUUGAAAAAGAACAGCCAACAAUCCUGGAAAUACACCGAAGAUUAGAUGCAACUGCCAUUAACACGGGUCUAAAUGUUGAAGAACUGGACGCAAUUAAUGAACUUGCAGCUACCACUGAAACAGAGUGCCUAUUUGAAGUCAAUGACUCUUAUUCCACUGAGAUUGUAUCUGAAGUUCCUACUGAAGAGUUUCACACUGCUGAAAUUGCUGUAGAUGAAGUACAUGAGGUCAACAAUACACAUCAAGAAGACAGCCUAAAAGAACUAGAAAGUAUUGAUGAGAGCCAUCAUCUGGUUGAAUGCCCAUCUGAGAUAAAUGCAGUCCAAACUAUGACAGAAAAGGAAGAUCAGAUCAUGCACAAUAUCCCAGAUCAAAUUCAAAUUAAGGAUAAAGAUCAAGCAAUAAUAUUGGAGGACAUCCCAGCAGCCGAAACAUUUACAUAUGAACUCAAAGAAGAAACAAUGCCUCUAACUGAAGUCAACAUGGAGCCAGAAAAGGAAGAGGAAAUAGUAAUAGAUGCCAAAACUGGAAAUGUUAACGUACCAGAAGCAUUUGACACUGUCCAAGCCUCCACAUUAGGGGAGGGUAGUGUUCAGUCAGGAGAGGAGGAAGUAAAAUCAGAGGACAUUCCACCAACAGAAACAGUUACAGAAAAACCCAAACAGACAGAGGACCAUCUCACUCAAGUCAAUGUUGAGCCAGAAAACAAAGAACUAAAAGCAAAUGCUGUCAAAACUGAACAUGUUCAAGAACCCGAAACUGUUCAAGCAGACACAUUUGCUUCAGAGGGGAGCAGUGUUCAAUCACUUGAAAAAGAGAUAACAGAGGACGUUCCGGAAGCAGAAACAGUUACAGAUGAACCUGAAGAGGAAACAUUACUUCUCACUAAAGAGACACUUGAGCCAGAGGAUAAUGCCAAAACUGAACAUGUUCAAGAACCAGAGGUAAUUCAAGCUAUACAAGUAGCCACAUUAGAUUCAGAGGCGGGUAGCUGUCUAUCACUUGAAAAAGAAGUAAUACCAGAGAAUAUCCCAGCAGUGGAAAUAGUUCAAGAUGAACCCAAACAGGAAACAGAAGUAAUGGCUAAGCCAGAAGAAAUACUACCAAUGGAAGCUGCAAAAACUGAACAUGUUCAAGUACCAGAAGGGGUCAGUGGUCAGUCAAUUGAA
Etheostoma spectabile (orangethroat darter) is the source of this 3955-nucleotide messenger RNA. RefSeq lists its product as uncharacterized. Bases 213 to 902 code for a protein of 229 amino acids. Lineage: Eukaryota; Metazoa; Chordata; Actinopteri; Perciformes; Percidae. The record is from RefSeq and is a predicted model, not a curated record. The transcript is spliced from 3 exons.